CCGGUCGAGUCAGGCCGAGAGACUCAAGAGUCGACGAGGUUCGAGUUCCGCAGUCCCGUGAUAACCACCCCGACGCCCGUCCGUCGUUCUCCCUCGUCUACAACGAUAUUUCACACGCUUUCAAGCGGAGAAAACGCAUCAGGGACUGGCGAGGGGAAGAACAUCUGAGACAUGGACAAUGUGCAAAUGAUCGGAACUAAAAUCACCGCGAUCAAGGAAUACUUAUAUAACUUUGCACGGACCCACUCACCGACCAGACUCAUGAGUGCCGAGAACACUUACUCCCUGAGCAGGGAGCACACCAAUCUCAAAUAUUCCGAUAUCCUCCCCCAGAACAUGCAGGGGUAUCCAGCGACGAAGGAAUUCCUGAUGAAAGUCGUGGACAUUCUCCUCGACUUCAUCAAAUCCACCAACGAUCGGAACGCGAAAAUCCUCGAUUUUCAUCAUCCCGCUGAGAUGAUGCAACUCCUCGAUCUGGAGAUUCCAGACACUGGGUUACCUCUCCAGCAGCUCCUCCUUGAUUGCGCGACUACCCUCAAGUAUCAAGUCAAAACUGGACAUCCGCACUUUUUCAACCAACUGUCCUGCGGUCUGGAUCUGGUCUCGAUGGCCGGAGAAUGGUUGACCGCCACCGCAAACACCAAUAUGUUCACCUACGAGAUCGCACCUGUUUUUAUUCUCAUGGAGCACGUGGUGCUGGAGAAGAUGAGGGAAUUGAUUGGCUGGAAUACUGGCGAUUCUAUUCUCGCACCGGGUGGAUCAAUCAGCAAUCUCUAUGCAUUUCUGGCUGCCAGGCACAAAAUGUUUCCUCAUUACAAGGAAAAAGGACUCUCCGCCGUCGGUGGACAACUUGUCAUGUUCACUUCUGAUCAGUGCCACUACUCUGUAAAAUCCUGUGCAUCCGUGUGUGGUCUUGGCACCGACAACUGCGUGAUGGUACCCAGUGACGAGCACGGCAGACUCAUUCCCUCAAAACUUGAACAGCUCAUCCUGGAGCGCAAAGCAAUGGGACAUAUUCCAUUUUUUGUCAAUGCAACUGCUGGAACAACCGUCAUCGGUGCAUUCGAUCCAAUCUCCCAAAUCGCCGACAUUUGCGAAAAAUAUAAUCUCUGGCUGCACAUCGACGCGGCGUGGGGUGGUGGACUCCUUCUCUCCAAGAAGUACAGGCAUCCGAGACUGACUGGCAUCGAACGAGCUGACUCGGUUACCUGGAACCCCCACAAGUUGAUGGGCGCCCUGCUCCAGUGCUCGACAAUUCACUUCAAAGAGGACGGCCUCCUGAUCAGCUGCAAUCAGAUGUCGGCGGAGUACCUCUUCAUGACUGACAAGCUCUACGACGUCAAGUACGACACCGGUGACAAAGUAAUUCAGUGCGGUCGUCAUAAUGAUAUCUUCAAACUGUGGCUGCAAUGGCGUGCCAAGGGCUCGGACGGAUUCGAAAAGCACAUGGAUCGCCUCAUGGAACUCAGCGAGUACAUGGUGAAGCGCAUUAAGCAGAUGCCGGAUAAAUUUUAUCUCAUCCUGGAGCCUGAGAUGGUUAAUGUCUGCUUCUGGUAUCUGCCGACGCGAGUCAGGAAUAUGCCUCAUAAUGCUCAGAGGGAAAAGAUUCUCGGCGAGAUCUGCCCAAUCCUAAAAGGCCGAAUGAUGGAAGCAGGAACUCUGAUGGUGGGCUAUCAACCCGACGACCGUCGGCCAAACUUCUUCAGAAACAUCAUAUCAAGUGCCGCAGUAACAGAGGCUGACGUUGAUUUUCUUCUCGCCGAAAUGGAUCGACUCGGCCACGACCUGUAAAUCUGCCCCCGAAAUCGUGUACAAAGCUUAACCGAGGACAACAACCAUGAAUAUUGAAGUAAGACAUAUUUUCCGUGAAGCGCUCAGAUGCAUUAAUUGCUCACAUAUCAAUUAUUCAAGAAAAAUGUUGAUACGGUAAUGGUCAAUUCGUCUGAAAUACCUUCACGAACAGCUUAGAGAUAGAACAAAUUCAUAACAUUAAGUGUUGAAGCCACUGUUGAGAAAAAUCAGGAAAAGUAUAUAGUUUUAAGGUAAAUUAUUUAAUAGAGUCCACAGCUGUGAAGUAUUCUCUUGAGUGGGAGGGAAACGAUGGCCGGUCUCAAUAACGCUAUUUCCCUCUUCAUAUUUUUUUAUUUCGCUCCCCGGAGUUCAUUAAAAUUUCAAUAGAUAUAUAAUUGAUUAGAAUUUUUCAAAUUUAUGGUGCCUCGGUAUUGAAUUGUCCUAUUACUUAGACCGGCAAUUAGUGAAACGACAGUUUUUUUGAUGAGCAGAGACGCAGGUGGUUCUGGUUCAGGAUUAAACCAGUCCAUAAUUGCUGAACAAUGUAUUUAAUUGGGAAAUUAAUUUUAAUGAGUACUGCAGGCAAGAGUUAUCAUUGAACCAGAAUGUAAUUGCGCGAAGCGAGCUGGCUCGUUCGUGAAUGAAAUAUUUUACGAAUUGAAUGAGGGAUAAUUGUCAUUUUAAGAGUUUAACAUCUAGACGUUGUGCGAGUUACAACGAAUAUAAUCGAUUGUUUGCGAAAGUCCGUUCAGAGAAAUGAUCCGUUAUUUGUGUCCAGUAUUCGGAGCCGAUAAUUAUUUAUUUUGCUGUUGAUUAGCAUAAUUCAAGGGGAAGUACAUCAUGUGAAUGAUUGAGGAAGAGUAUGUAUUUAGUGUUGAAAUAUUGAACUACAAACAGAAACCCAUGAAAGUACGUGCUUAUUGGAGUAUUCAAUACUAUUCGUUUCUGUUUGCUUAAGUAUUUGUUGGCUAUUAUAUAAUUUAUGAAAACUCAUUGUUUUAUAUCUGGCAAAGACCAGAUAAAAUUUCUCGUGGAUAAUUACUCCUACUCCGAUGGAAAUAAACAGUGAAAAAUGAUCGUACAACUUCAUAGUUCUCAACACACUCGCCAGUAACUAAAAAAUCAUAUAAAAUCUAAUGAUAAUGAUGAAAAAGUAUAGAUGUAAUACAUAAGAGAAUAUUCUAUAUUAAUUAUGAUAAAAAAAAACACAAAUAUAUAUGUAUUUAUGUACAUUUAUGAAAUUAAAUAUUUAUUUGUCUUUUUGUUUUGAGAAUCUACGAGACGUUGUAGCGAUCGUUGCAUUUUAGGUGAAUUAAGAUCAUUUGUAGAUGGGCCGUAGUAUAUGUUCAGCGUCAAUUCAACAUCUGGUAGAUCAUUGAUUAUCGCGUAAAUGUAGCUGCUAGGUGUUACUACUGAUGAAUCAUUUCAAUUCGUUCAUAUUAAGUGUCGAUGCGUGGAUAAUUGCACACGUCAGUCCAGUGAAAUAUGUAAACAAUGAACAGAUUAAACGCUAACAAUUAUAAUUAUCCACGGAAGAGGUGGUAUACAUAUAUAUCACAUAAAUGGUGCACGCGAAAUAGAGUAUAAUGGACCGGAGCGUAUUUUUAGAGAGACACAUCCAAUUAUGAUUACGAUACCUGAAAAAGUGACGAGUAAAAUAAAUAAUAACAGAGCUGUCCUAUCGUUGUUAAUGAUGAUAUCGCAAUUUACCAAUUUUAUCUUGACUAACGGAUCGUUGACGUUAGUCACAAUGUUGAAGAAUUCUGAUGAAAGAUUAUUGUAAAAAUUGACAACGGGAAUUUUUUUCUUUAACUGACAUAUCCGAUUUGAUUUUGGGGAUUCGAAGGAUUACUUUUGGUCAAUCGUCUCUUGAUAGUUUAAUUAUUGGAUAGGUAUCAUUUAGGUGCUUAGCUACCAAGUAUUGAUACUCGUAUCAAUUUCAUUCUCACUUCAUCGUUUUUAUUUGAGUGACUAUUCACAUGUCAACUCAGUUGUGGAGAGGAAAACAGGAUAAAUCUAUGUGAGAGUUUUUAUGUAUUAAAUAUUUGAGAAAUUUCAAUUUUUUCUAUUCCUAGUGAAAAAAAUUAGGAAGAGAUUUACCACAAUCUCUAUAUGCAUUUAAUCUAAUAAAGCGUUUAAAUGAUUCUUUAAAUGUAAAAUCUUGAAUUAUUAUUUUUUUUAUAAAUGAAUUUUCUGUACGUCAUAGAUAAAAAAUAUUUUUUAUUCAUUAAAAUUAAUAAUUUGUGAGGUGAAUUAAUUGUUUCACCGCUUCAUAACUGAUCUCUGUAUCCACAUUGUACAUAAUCUUCUCCUCUUCGUCUUUUACACGCUGCAGUUCUCCCGAGCACCCAGUCCCCUCAUCCUACGCACUCUAAUUUCAAUUUUUCUACUGCUAAGAAGCCCAAAAUCGUGAUGAAGGAAAUUGACACGAGUGGAGGUGAAAGAGUCAAUAAUAAUUUUACCGAUUUACCGGUGACUCUUAAUAUUAGAUCAAUUAAAAUACUGUCAAAUUAAAGUAUAAGUUUGGUGAGCGAAGCCGCGAAUACGAUAAACAACAAAAUCUCACGUCUUCCAUUCGAUAAGAGAGAUCAAUGGUAUCAGUUAAUCGCAUUAAUUAAGUAGAAAACAUCGUAAUGAAGCCCACGUUCAAUGUUUAAACCUGUACCCAUGAUAGAGCGUAUGAGUGAUGAAGAGGCGCAUAGUGUCCGCGAAUUUUCGCACAAACGGUGUGCCGAUCUGUAACCACUUGGAGUGGAUGCGCCCCUUGUGGGGUACGGCGUCAAUGCUUGUGUUGUGUCGUAACGUGUAUUAAUUGACACCUGCUCCAUAUCAUUUCCCAAAGUAUUGCCCAGUGUAUAUCAGAGUGUCUAAUAAACAAAUGUUAUCUCAAAAUGCAAA
Molecule: messenger RNA, 4689 nt
Organism: Diachasmimorpha longicaudata
Lineage: Eukaryota; Metazoa; Arthropoda; Insecta; Hymenoptera; Braconidae
Gene: Gad1
Product: glutamate decarboxylase
Exons: 11
Coding region: 172-1791 (539 amino acids)
Biological process (GO): GABA biosynthetic process
Cellular component (GO): cytoplasm
Molecular function (GO): glutamate decarboxylase activity; pyridoxal phosphate binding
Source: RefSeq, a predicted model, not a curated record